GAGCGAUAUAUAAUCACCUGUGUUGUUAGUUGUUACCGAAGCAACGGGCAGUUCUCGAGGCCCCCGUCCCCACGCGGUCGCGUCGUAUCGCCACUGCCGCUCCAGGUGUCGAGUUUCUCUUCGAGCCGUCGAUGUCGCCGCCGUCAAUCCACUCCCACUGCGAUCGACCAUCUCCGGCCGCGCUCACCGAACGCACCUCCGAGUUCGCCACUACCGGAAAGCGGGAAUAAGCGCCGGCCUCCCUCUGCUUCAGUCGUCCGCCUCAGAGCAACGCCGCGCACCCAACCCCGACCACCGCUUCGUCACCAUGAGGUAUGCACUAGUACCUUGAGAUUGGAGAACGAUGCCGCCGCGUAGGCGCACCGAGUGAGAGUAAGCCGGGAUAGGAGGGCACGGCGGCGGCGGGAAGUCGGGCUAGUAGAGGGUGCGGGAGGUAAUACCCGGCUGGAAAGGGGGGAGGUGAGAGCCGGAGGAGGAGCAGAAGUCCACUCACGACGACAAGGCGGCCGUCGCCGGACAGGAAGGAGGCCCAGGGGGGGAGAGGGAGAAAGCGAGGCGGGUAGCAAACGGGGGUCUAAUCUGCAUUUGACCCCAGUGGGCCCACUGGCGGGCAGCUUUCUGCCGUUGGAUCGAAAAGGAACGGCCCGAAUUGAGAUAUGGCCCAGGCGAGACACGGUCCGCGACCUCCCUUCCAGCAGGCCGCCGUCGUAGCCUGCAACCUUCUCCCCGAAUCCUGAUGCCACCGAACCGCAAGAGGCGAGCACCAGCCAUGGAACCCGCGGCAGGAGGCGCCGGUCAGCUGCGCCAGAACAAAGCUUCGACGGCAAAGAAGGGCAAGAAGGGCGGCGGCGGCGGCGGUAGAUGGCCGGCGGUGAAGCCCAAGAAGGAUCUCCAGAUCAAUCGCCUCAAGGGCGCCCACCUCCUCACCGUUCCAGACUUCUUCACUUCCACGGAGGCGAAGGCUUUCAUCGACAUCGCUGAGUCUAUGGGCUUCACACACCAGGGCAGUUUGGGGCCACUGAAGGGGGAAGCUUAUAGAGACAAUGACCGGAUCUCUGUGACGGAUCCAUUGCUCGCUCAAAUUAUCUGGGAAUCAGGGAUAAACAGAAUAUUUACGGACAUCAAUGUCUCUGGCAAAGUAGCAACGGGUUUGAAUCCAAAUAUCAGGUUCUACAGGUAUAUACUGUACACUGAAGGUCAGCGUUUUGGUAGGCAUAUCGAUGAAAGUGUCGACCUUGGGGAUGGUUCUAGAACGUAUUAUACCCUGUUAAUAUACCUUUCUGGCAAAGGAAGUGCAAAGGAUUCAUCAGGACAAGCUCUUGUUGGAGGGGAGACUGUCUUUUAUGACCAACGAGGGGGAGUUGUUGCAGAGGUCGCUCCAUUGCAAGGAAUGGCUCUACUCCACCUACACGGCGCCAAAUGUAUGCUGCAUGAAGCCCGCGUUGUGAAAAAGAAUGCCAAUCUCCUUCAUCUCUUUGUGACUUCAUGAUACAGUUGAACAUAGAGCAAAAUGAGCAUCAAAAGAGGUGGAUCGACAUGAACAUAUAGUGGAGGAGGAAAACUUACGAACGUCAUGAGUACGAGCAAUAGUAAGAGGAACUACGGAUGGAGCAGCAAGAGAAAGAGCGCAUGAGGAAGACCGUGGAGAAGCGCACUAGCUCAAGCACGUGAAGCAGAGAGGAAAAGGAAGCGGGAGAGAGCCUGUCACGCAAAGGUGGGGGGCGAUAUCCUGAGGAAGCGUAAAUAUUCUAGAUGCACUCAGUAGUGAGCAUAUAUUUUAACAUGAGCUAUUUUUAUUCACUAAGACAUAUUAUGUUUAAUAUCAAUAUGCUAUUAGGUUAGUCUUUAGACAUACUGUAUAUGUCAAUAUUUGUUAUCGUCAUCUCUGUACAGUUAGGGUCUAUUCACGCUAUGAUAAAAAACUCUA
Molecule: messenger RNA, 1927 nt
Organism: Phragmites australis (common reed)
Lineage: Eukaryota; Viridiplantae; Streptophyta; Magnoliopsida; Poales; Poaceae
Exons: 5
Coding region: 737-1489 (250 amino acids)
Biological process (GO): peptidyl-proline hydroxylation to 4-hydroxy-L-proline
Cellular component (GO): endoplasmic reticulum
Molecular function (GO): procollagen-proline 4-dioxygenase activity; L-ascorbic acid binding; iron ion binding
Source: RefSeq, a predicted model, not a curated record